Molecule: messenger RNA, 2057 nt
Organism: Dermatophagoides farinae (American house dust mite)
Lineage: Eukaryota; Metazoa; Arthropoda; Arachnida; Sarcoptiformes; Pyroglyphidae
Source: RefSeq, a predicted model, not a curated record
UUCAUUAUAAUGAAAAAAAUGCAUCAAACAAUUGUACCGAUUGAUCAAUAUCAUCAAAGUGAUACGUUUCUUAGUAAUAAUGUUGGAAAUUUAUUCGAAAAACUGUUCAAGAUUCAAUCGAAUGAUAAUCAAGAAUGUUUGCAUCCAAACUUGACGAUAAUUGAUCAAUAUUUAGAUGAUUUUCAAGUCGAUUUUAAUCAAUCAUUUGAUUCUAUUGAUAAUGUGAACCGAAUUGGACGUUUUAUCCGUAAAAUUGAUAGUUAUUUUUGUCCAUUGUUAGAACACGAUGAUGCAAUUGAUGAGAUUCAAUUUAGUGUUCGAUCAAACAUUGAAUGGUGUGGUCCACAUUGGCAAACAUACAUUUUGGAUGCCAUUGAUAUUGGUUUACGAAAUGAAAUUUCAUCCAUCCCAUUUACAAAUCCUGGACAAUUUAUUUGUAUGAAUCAAAUUUUAAGCCUUUUACUUUUGACCAGUGGCAUUGAACAUUGUAUUGGCGAUGUUUUACGGCUAAAAUGUCGUCAAAUUCCACCGUUAAUGAAAGAUUUAAUCGAUAUGCCCGAGUUGAACGAAUUGAUUGGUUCGGAUUUAAUACGACCAUUAAAAGUAUUGUUAGGACCACCAACAACAUUGAACAUUCGAAAUAUUCUAUGGCAUGGAUUCAUAAAUUGUCCGGUGAAGCAGACGUCGAUUGAAAUGCGACCAUUCAUUACGACUUUGAUUGCAAUCAUAUCAACAAUCGGAUAUCGAUUGUCUCAACAUUCUGAGUCUUCUAUUCACUCGACCGACUGGAUACCACGUUCACCAUUAUAUGAUCUAAGCGAAUUUGCCAACAAACAUUUUCCCAUUGUUCGAGAUCAAAGUGGUGAUCAUUAUGAACAAAUCUUCAAAUGUCCAUUAAUACAUCGAACAAUGCGAUCAGCAUGGGCAUACAUGUUUCAUUUGCAACGACAAGAGAAAUUGCAUCGACGAAAUCAAUAUUGGAUUUGUCUCUUGUUUCCAUUGCUUGAAUCAUCGAUGCGUUAUCUUUAUUGUCAUGUUAAUCAUCUUGAAGAUCGUCGUCUUCUUACUGCCAUUGCUCGUCAAUAUUAUGUAACAUUUCGUGAAAUUUUCGGUACAUUAAUUACCGAUUUAGAUUAUUGGAAGAUUGAUACCAUCGAAGAACAAACAUUACCUCGAAAUCGAUUACUACAAUUUCUACCCAUCGGUUUUAUUCAUGCAUUUAAUGAUCUGAUCAUACAUUGUCAUGGACCACAUUUACGGGAUCGAUUAAGCCAUGGACAAAUCCGUUUUGAUCAUGUUGAUUCAAAUGUUGUUCGAUUCUCUGCUGAUGUUACUUUCGAAUUUAUUAGGUGGACGACCAUUCACCAAAUGAAUGAUGGCCAACAAUGUUGUAGUGAAAAACUAUCAUUAUUAUCAUAUGAAACACAAUUCCAUAAAAUCUAUUAUGUACGAAAUCGAUUAAUUACGGUUAUUGAACGAUUGAUGAUUUGGCAAAAUCAGUCAUCAACCAGUUUUAAUGGCAUUGAUUUGAUAAAUCGAUUACGAACAAUACGACCAAUAGAUACAGGUAUUCUAUAUCUAUCCAAAUGUUUUACAAUUGUCAAUUUUUUGGAAAAUAUUGUCAACCUUUUUGAAAAUUUCUUCAACAUAUUGAUUCAAUAUUUGAGGCAAAAACAAUCACUCAAUCAAUGUCAAGGCCGCCGAUUACGUAGUAGACAACGAGAGAAUUUUCAAAAUUUCUCACAUCAUUUUAACCAUAAAUAUUUGAAACUUAUCUGUGAUAAUACAUGGUGGUCAAUGAUGGUGAUGAUAAUGGAAAAUCUUGACCAAAUUAUCGAAUCUGGCCGUUUUACCAAUGAUGAUGAUGAUGAUAGUGAAUGGCGUCAAACAGUGUGGGAGAAACGUUAUCAACGUAAAUUACAAUCAAACAUACAACGUUUAUGUAAAUAUUCACGUGAACACCAAUGGCAUCGAAUUGAAGAGAUUUUGAUUUCAAAUCAAGCGAUUGCAAUAUCGAUUACUCACGACCUUUUUCAGUGAUAAAAUAGACAUAAGCA